UUCCAGACGCCAGGGUGUCGAGGCGAUGAGCUAUGGUCUGAGAAGAAAAUUCCGAGCAAGUCUAUGUGUUUACAUAUACCCAACUUUCAAGAUCGUACUGGAAUUCAAAAGAGGAAAGUGCUUUUUAAUUCUUGUUCUUGUUGGAGAACACAGUCUUUGUAAAUAUUCUAAUUGUCAACAAUACUGGACAGUGUUGCUUGAACUGUAACGUUACUGCGAUUGCGAUUGCUAACCUAGGUUAACUAGCUUAGCUAGGAUUCUUUCCAAGUUGGGCUCCUGACAAACUGACUUGGUGAUAUAGCACCUAUCCAACACGCUGCUGAAAUGCGCUAGCUAGCCAACUGGCUAUAUUGCUUUUCCAGUCAGUGAUUGGAUCAAUGAUGAUUUAUGCGCUAAUAUCGCCGGAGUUACACGAACAACUCCUUGAUCACGAGAACUACCAGAACCGAACAAAUGGGGUAGAAGAGCUGAAGAACAUUAUUUCAGAGCUGGACUUGAAAACCGUUUCCUCUGACAGUAUUGUGGAAUUCAUCAAUUUUUUACGUAGACUUCUGACUGAUACAAACUUCAAAGUCUUGUAUGGCACUUUACAGGUUAUCAGCCUCCUGGUUCAAAAGCUGGACUAUGCCGUGGACAGACAUUAUAAACAGAUUGUAUGUGUGGCCCUCAAAACUUUGGGGGACGCACGGACUGUUCCCCGGAAUGAGUACAUGAAUAUUUUUCGUCACCUCAUGAGGAUUGUAGGUCCACAGAAAGUUUUGGAACUUGUAAUAGGACACCUAAGGCACAAAAAUUCCAGAGUCAGGGAAGAUGUCAUCAACAUCAUCACAGCUGCUAUGCUCACACACCCCAGAAAAGACUUCAAUAUCCCCAAUCUGUGUUCUGUAGUGGCUCCUUAUCUUGCAGACAAUAAAAAGAGGGUCCGACAUGCUGCUCUGGAGCUCUUUGCUGUUUUUGACUACUGUCUUGACACAGGAAAAAAACAGCCACUCAUGAAGGCCAUUAACAGGUUGGACUUCACUGGAGAUGUGGAGGGACUUAUGGCUGCAGUACAGGCACGAAGAGCCAGGCAUAUUCUCCCCCGAUUGUCUGCAGAUGGUAUGGUGGAAUACGCACUGGUCAUCCCCAAGCCUGGUCAACGGCGAAUGCCUCAGUUUGGCUCUGAAGCUGACCUGAACUGGGUUAUUAAUGGAGGCAGAGUUAACAGUGCACAGAGCCACCACACAGAACCAGAUUCGGAUCGACUGAGUGGCUAUGGCAGCUUUGGUUCUCUUACAGAUGACCUCCAGUCACACAAGAGAGUAGUUAGCGCUAGGAAGGCGAAAAACAAGCUACCCUGGGAGAGGUCUUGCCUCCCAUGUUCAGUAAACAAGCAGCCUUGCAGUGCAUCAAAUGCAAAGUUAUCUGAUAAGUUUAGUGUGGAAGAUCUCACUACCUCCUUGAGGCUGAAUCAGGAAACCUGUGGCACAAACUCUGAUUCAGUAGAGCCUUUCCAGCCCGAUGCUCCAGGAUGGAAAAGAGAGACAGUGGGUAGGCUUUGUCGAAGCGGUAGCCUUGGUGCGGACCCAGAUAUUUUAAAAGCAGCUAAUCUCAGUGAUUCUGACAGAGGUUUGCCCAAAGCCAGCCGCUUGCUGUCUGGUAACCCCAGUGUAGAGCGCACCUUUUCAGUUCCUUCCAAUCCAACCCCCCCCGGGUCUUUUCUGCUGCCCUCCUACCCUCUGGCCACUCUUCCGGGAGUGCAGCUGACUCCCACCCUGCCUCGUAGGUGCCAUGCAAACUCCUCACUGUCCAUGUCCAAUACAUGGCCCAACAAGCGGGAUACGAUCCCUCGUCACAGGGACCCCAGCUCAUGGGGGGAUAAAACAGGUGAAGUUGGAUCCAACAGGUGUUCCCCACUGCCUGCGCGUACUUUGUGGGCGAGCACCAUCUCAUCACCAUCUCAUCAUCCACCCACCUCCCCGGUCAUACGGCAAUCCGUGCAGGAUACCUUGCAGCAAGAGCUGCCUGAUAGGAAUUCCCACCAAGAUGAGGAGCCAGUGGACAGGGAGGAGAUGAUGAACUCCCUUCGCUACUUGCGUAAUAAUGUGGCUAAGAAGCGAGCCAAGGUAAGCGCGAGUGGCUCUGACCCAGAACCCAACAGCCCAGACUCUGCUGUGAAGCUGGAGCCGAGUACAGACUCCCCCUCUCACACCUCACCAUCUUUGACCAGCCCUCUGAGCGAGAGCAGCCUGUCCAGCCUCUAUUCACCCCCAACUUCCACCAUCACCAAUGGCACCAAGAUCAGCCCUAGGGACUCAGCAGCAAAAACUAUUGCUAGAGUACCAUCAGGAAGACAGAAAACUUCUUCCUCCAUGGAAGCAGGUCCUCAAGAUGUCCAACAGCAAGAAAAGGUUCUUUCUGAUUUGAGCGUAAACGUAGUAGGUCAGAGAGUAGCAUACUGUAAUGGACCAGCAGAGAAAGCAAUGUCGCCUCCACAAACCAGGCCUGCUGGUCGAGAGCCUCUCCGUGCCCUCAGGCCUGUCAAAGGAUCUCAAAUGCAUAGCAUUCAGGACAUGUCGGAGGGAGUAGUUGGCAGAGGAGUUUUUGGCUUCACUGGUGCUCCCUGCUACCCUGGAGUGACUCUGUCCCCAGAACAGGAGGAGUUGGUAAGAAAACCCCCCAGGGAGCCACUGAUUGGGGUGUAUGGCCAUGCUGUUUCAGCUGGCCAUAUGGAUUCGGAAGAAAGCACUGAGCCAGAAAAAGCAGCGGAGAGGGUAAAGCUGUCUAGGUUUGCAAGGGAUAAGAUGCAUCAACAUCGUCUGGAGCAGCAAGAAGUUCCGCCUAUACAGGGGGAGUGGCAGAACAUGCAACGAUUGAAGCAGAACUUUAGACACAUAGCAUGUGACGUGGGCUCAGACGACGCGGCAUCUCUGAAAGAUUUGCAGCUCAACGGUAGUGUUCUAGCAUCCACGAAGGCUGAACUCCUGGAUGAUUUGCCCUCGAGCCCCAACAGCACACACACACCCAGAAGCCUGGUCAAAAGUUUGAGUCCCCCCAUUCAUCCCAGCCCUCCCACGGCUCCUUCCAGACGCAUGCUGCCACGACGCCAACAAGCCCCCAGUCUGAACAGAGCAUGUCCACCCCUUUCAAACUGCUCUGAUGAACUCACACCAGGAACCCCCAGGAAGAAUCCCCAUGAGCAGCUGGCUUUGCGGCCGUUUUCUAAACCGGACCUUGCUCUCACUCAGAGCUUCAGACUGCUUAGCUCUGAUGACUGGGAGAAGAAGAUUGAUGGCCUGAUACUCAUGCGUAGUUUAGCACGGUAUCACUCUGAUGUGCUUAGUAGUAGGCUUCAUGAUGUCUGCCUUGUUCUUAAUCAAGAGGUUCAGAACCUACGCUCUGGAGUGUCACGCGUGGCGGUGGUGACCUUGGGAGAGUUGUACUCUGGCCUGCAGAAAGGUAUGGACCAGGAGGUGAAAGCUACAGCCAAGGUCCUCCUCCACAAAGCAGGAGAGUCCAAUGCUUUUAUUAGGCAGGAUGUGGACACAGCCCUGGACUGCAUGGUGCAGAACUGCACCCCCACCCGAAGCAUGAACGCUCUUCUCGCUGGAGGACUCGGUCAUUUGAAUGCUGUAGUAAGAAAGUGCACUUCUCAGCAUUUGGCUACUCUGAUAGAGAAGAUUGGUGCUGACCACUUAUUGUCUGGGACAAAAGAUGUGACUGAUCGAAUUCUACCUGCAGUCUCCAAGUUGGCGCAAGACUCUUCCCAAGAAACCAGGUACUUUGGUCGCCGCAUGCUACUGUUCCUGUCGUCUCAUCACGACUUUGAUAAGAUGGUGGAAAAGUACAUCCCUACCAAAGACCUGGCCACCAUCAGGGCCACUGUCCUCACUCUGAAAUCCAAGGUCCCGGGUGAGAAGCCUCAGGAUACCCCUUCAGCUCGAGGCAGGCGCUAUAUCCCUUGCGGUGGAAUGAGGCAUGCCUCCUCUCUAAACCGUCAACCUCAGAUUGUCAGCAGCAAAGACGCCAGCAAGCACAGGUCCACAGCAUUGCAGACAAGACCGGAUCCAUAAUGCACCACGCCCCCUAGCGGGCACGCAGGCAUCCCCAGACGGGCAUACUCAAAUAAAUUACUUGAUAAAAUCGAAUAUUCUUAAAGUACAGUACAUUUACCAAGGUGGAUCUUGUUGAUAAAGUUGCAGGUAAAUAUACAAUAUACACAGUGUCUAGUCUUUUAUGGAUGUGUAUACAGAAAAAUUCUACAGUUGCUGAUUUAUGUACAUUCUACAGUUAUAAUUACAUUUGUAAAGAAACAAAGUUUCAGGAAGCCAUAAGGGCCAUGUUUUGAGUCAAGAUAUACCAGAAAUUACAUAAUUACUUCAAGCAAAUGCCAGAGAGUAAUCCCAUUUGAAUAGGAUCUCGUAUAUGGGAUAGUUACCAAAUGCAGUCAUUUUAAUUGAUUGAAAUCAUUGUAGACUGAGAACAUGCUUCUGUCAUAAAUAAAUAUAGAAUUAAUGAGAAAUGUUGUUACUUGCUACAUAGAAGGAUGUGAAAAGUAGUUAUAGUUAAAAAUAAUAAUUAUUUAAUUAAACCAUGCAUGUUCCAUGUUCUUUAUGUUUCUAAUUUUCUGCCUCAUGAGGUCCUGAGGAGUUCGAGGUUACAGAGCACUUAGUGGUUGAUUUUUCUUUUCUUUUUAUCAUUUUUAAAACUUUCUUUUCUUUUUAAAGAGCUGGUUAGGGAGCUGGUUAGGGGCCCAGCAUUGCUGGAUUGUGCUGUUUCCCAACCUUCCAAUAUCCACAAGAGCCUAAAAGAGUUUGUGAAGAACCUCCCAAUCCCCUGAGAUCUGCCACCCAGAUUUCCAGACCAAAACAAACCCCAUCUGACAAAAACAUGGAUUUUACUUGAAGAUGGAGAUGUUGUUGCAUUUUUUACCUUGCCUGCACUUUAAAUUAAAAAGUGAGACAAUGAAAGUCAAACUUUUUAAUGUUUUGAAUUAGCAGAAAGCUAAAUCCUUAAAGAUUUUAACUAAUGGUAUCAGGUUCAACACUCCUAGGAGCACUACUCUUUUUGCACUUUGAAAUACUAACACUAUCAUUAUAACUGUUGUCAUGGUGACUAUAAAUAUAUAUUGUUCUAUGACUGUUGUUGCUUCCUGUUGACAUAUCCUGAGGUAAUCGUGCAGAAUGUAAUUUGUCGCAUGCACAAGGAACAAGGAUGUAUAUUUUGUUGUUUGGUAUGCGUAACGAGACUUUUCAAUGGGGAGUCUUAAAUGGUUGUUUUAAAAUUAAAAAUGUUAUAAUUUACAAAAUUACUUUUGUACUGUAUAGCUAAUAAGUGUAAUGGCACAGUAUUAGCUUAUUAUAUGCUGUAUGAUGUUGCAGUAUGUAAUGUACAUUUUGCGCAUAGAUGAACAAUCUUUUAAUGAGUUACUAACUGAUUGAUUAUGGCCUAUGUUAUAAGUGGGACCUGUCCUAGUCUUUUGCAUGACCACAUUUAUUGGUGGAGUAAAAAUAAUUUGUACUUUAGUCAAAUUAGUCAGAUAUAUUUUCUUGCACAGAUGCCUGAAUAACUUUGGAUGUAAAACAGCUGUAUUUUUGGUGAAUGGUAACAAGCAAAACACUUGAUGAAAGCUAUCAUCAGACUAACAGAUGCGUUUAUAGUAAACAAUUAAAUUCAUGCCCGGAGGUGUAAUUCUCAUUCUGUAUAGUGCCAGUCUUAGCUAUUUCCAUAUGUAAUGUUAACUUAUAUGGAACAUGUUUCUCAAGAUGGUGUAAGACAGAGAUUGAUCUAUAUAAUAAAGUUUUUAUUUAUGUAAA
Molecule: messenger RNA, 5795 nt
Organism: Electrophorus electricus (electric eel)
Lineage: Eukaryota; Metazoa; Chordata; Actinopteri; Gymnotiformes; Gymnotidae
Gene: togaram1
Product: TOG array regulator of axonemal microtubules 1
Biological process (GO): microtubule cytoskeleton organization
Cellular component (GO): cytoplasmic microtubule; cilium
Molecular function (GO): microtubule binding
Source: RefSeq, a predicted model, not a curated record